Camellia sinensis is the source of this 906-nucleotide messenger RNA. The record is from RefSeq and is a predicted model, not a curated record. Lineage: Eukaryota; Viridiplantae; Streptophyta; Magnoliopsida; Ericales; Theaceae.
UUAUUAGUAUUGUUAUUAAAUUUUUUGUUCUGUUUAUGUUUUUUGUUGUGGUCCAGAUUACUACUGAUGAUGAUCUGAUAGCACUGGUGUCAGAUGUAGUUUUCCAGCCACAAGUUGUUUGGAAGCUUGGAGAUGUUCAAGUUACAUGUGGAACUCUUGGUCUCCCUAUGGCAACUGUUAGACUCAUUGAUGCUGAGGGGGAAGAGCAUAUUGCAUGUGCGAAUGGAACAGGUCCAGUUGAUUCAGCAUACAAAGCUGUUGAUCUCAUUGUGAAGGAACCUGUAACACUUCUUGAGUACUCCAUGAAUUCUGUAACGGAAGGCAUUGAUGCCAUAGCUACUACCAGAGUUUUAAUUCGUGGGGAGAACAACCACACAUCAACUACUGCUACUGGAGAAACUGUCCAUCGUACAUUUAGUGGAACUGGGGCAGGAAUGGAUAUUGUUGUCUCGAGUGUCCGAGCAUACAUUAAUUCCUUAAACAAGAUGUUAGGUUUCAAGAACCAAUCCAAAUCAAAGGUGAAUGAAGGAAAUUCUCAAGUGUCAGCAUGAAGAUACAAGGAAUUAAUUUUGUGUUUUCCAUGUUAGUUGUACUAAAUAGAAGAGUCAGUUGAUUGCUUUUUCAACUCUUCUCCUUGAUUUGUGCUUUCUAGGGGACAGUUUUUGAGGGUGCUUAAAAAACCUGAAAAAUGUGUGAUAUAGACUAUUUGUUGAACAUCUUAUUUUAAUCUGUCGAAAAUUACAUUUGGACUUAAAAGCAGCUGCUUUUGAGAACCAUUCAGACUUUUGUCUGCUUCUGAAACAUAUAUAUUGUUGCAGCUAUUAUUUAUUGUGUCCCUGUUCAUCAAGGUGACCAAUGUCUCCGGGUGUUGAACUGAUAUUUCUAUUACAUCUUUUAUUUUCUCUG